CAUCCAUGAUUCAUUUAAAAAGGGUGGAUGGACGAAUUACAUUAAAAAUGUUUCAUUUAAACUGCUUUGAUUCAAAAUGACCCUUCAGCUGAGCUCUCCUCCAUGACAUCAUGAUUAGAACUCUGAACUGCUGUUCUAAACUGCUGUUCCGACUUUGACUGCUGUUGGUGUGUUUAGGAGUGAACGGAUUCAGAGCUACUUUUGUGUCUUUCAGCGUUUUUUGACGACUACUUUUGAAUUCAGUUACAGAAUUGACUGUUCAAAAUGUCACUGUUUAGAAGGGGAUUUUGGCCGCUGUCUGCAGGUUUUACACCUAUCUGGGGCAGAAGGCUGAGCCCUCAGAAAGCAGAGAUAAGUGCAGAGGCAGGAGAAAGCAAGGCCAAGUCAACAAAGAAACACCGCAAGGUGAAGUCCCAUCAUGGACAGAGACCGAGGAAAGAGGAGAAGGGUUUGAAAGUCAAGGCUGAAGAUAAAAACAUACAGAUCCUCGAGAGAGAAGGAGGAAAAGGAGAACCUGAAGGACAGAGGAGAAACCUGAAAAACAACAAGACUCUUCCUCUUCCCAUAGAGGUCAAACCUCUGCCAGCUUCAGCCUGUUUCUCCUCGUUACCUCCAGUUGGAGAUCAACCUGAACAUUCAGAUGUCCUCGCUCUCCCAGCUGCUUGCCUCAAACCUCUGCUGAUAAACAAAGAGUCACUUCCUCAUCUUGUUGAGGUCAAACCUCUGCCAGCUUCAGCCUGUUUCUCCUCCUUAGCACCUGUUGGAGAUUUACCUGAACAUCCUGAAGUUCUCGUUCUCCCAGCCUCUCGCCUCAAAGCCUCAAGUCCUCAAACGCCUGCUGAGGAAGCUGAGCACCUGCUGCCAAGCUCAGUCAUCCAAGUGGCUCCAUGUGUCUCUCCAGAACCAGUCCUCCUUCCCCUCCAGAGCUCUUCUGAGGUGGCUUCUCUGCACUCGAUUCCUUCAGUCAGUGAACUGUCCUUCCUCCAGAGUCCUCCUGAAACACUGCCGAUUCCUCCGAUCUUUGCAUUUGAGGAGGUUGUGUCUCUUGUGAAGCCUCAAGCAUCUGAGUUUUCUCCCUGCUCAGGCCUCAUGCUCUUUGACUUUGAGGAUGAGGAGCUUGAAUUCAUGGAGUACACGGAGGAAAGCAUAGAAGCUUCCCAUGAGUCUGAAAUGAAACCGAGGCGGAUGGAGGCCUGGUUGGAGCAGGAGGAAGUUACGGAGGUCCAGAAACAUGAAGAAAAGGGAGCCUCGCAGGUCAUACAAAACCCACUUAAUGAGGUGUCUGGUGAUGAGGCGUACACUGAAAUCAAGACGAAGAAGCCAAAGAUUUACAACCCACUGGUUCUGUUCAGCUUGAUGGAGGAGAAGGUGAAGAAAAAGCAGGAAAAGAAACAGCGGAAGGAGGAGGAGCAAAUUGAAAGGAAUCUCCUGCUGAAACGCUACAGAAAUGAUCCCAAACUCAAACACUUGAGGAUCAAUAAGCACAAUCCCAACUUCUGCUGGUCCUGAAGCGGAUCACCGUUCCUCCCUGACACCUCCUUACACCUUUACCCUACUGCACAUUCCUGCCUGUAAAUAAAAAUGUGCAUAGCAAAGCUGAAUGUUUCAUGACUCUUUCUUAUUAUUGCAAGUUUUAUUUCUAAUGCACUAGAUAUCAGCAUAUGAGACUAAUAAUUGAAUAAAUAUUUUUUAUGGGACGCUUUACAAUGU
Danio rerio (zebrafish) is the source of this 1710-nucleotide messenger RNA. Lineage: Eukaryota; Metazoa; Chordata; Actinopteri; Cypriniformes; Danionidae. The record is from RefSeq and is a predicted model, not a curated record.